Messenger RNA from Leptopilina heterotoma, 4567 nucleotides. It is a transcript of the gene Ets98B, whose product is annotated as DNA-binding protein D-ETS-4. Gene Ontology annotation, biological process: regulation of transcription by RNA polymerase II; cell differentiation. NCBI's taxonomy places the organism in Eukaryota, Metazoa, Arthropoda, Insecta, Hymenoptera, Figitidae. The transcript has 6 exons. Bases 374 to 2203 code for a protein of 609 amino acids. Gene Ontology annotation, cellular component: nucleus. Gene Ontology annotation, molecular function: DNA-binding transcription factor activity, RNA polymerase II-specific; sequence-specific DNA binding. The record is from RefSeq and is a predicted model, not a curated record.
UACUGGCCUAAGAACCUCACUAUAGCGGAUUGCUUCGGUAGUCAGAGAAUAGGCUUCGACAAGAGAAGCUCGCUUAUAUUCAAUUCGAAGUCAUAUAAUUGAGUGUCACAAACACGCCACACAAUUCGAUCUAUAGCGCAAUUGCUGCGGAAGCACUUUCGCGAAUUUUUCUUAAUUUCAAUCACAUACAAUAAGUGCUAUCAUAAAAUUUUUUCAAAACACACACGCGCUCGCGCCUUUUUCAAACACGAUUUUCAUUCAUCCACAUUUGUUUCAUGUGGACCAUUGCCGGUACAUGUGAUCUCGUUAAAUUUACAAGAAUAUUUUGUAAUAUUUUUGUGAAGAAUUGUUUCAACGAUUCAGAGUGCAUACAAUGGUUUAUGGUUUCGAUAUGGAAUCGAUGCCACAGACAGUGCCAACGGCAGAUGGCUUUUCGCCGACCUUCGAUUACACGACCUUCCAAUUCGAUUUGUCUCUACUGCCAGACGAUUAUGGCAUUUUGAACAAUCAGAACAAUCUAAAACCUCCGCAAAUCAAACAAGAGGCUUGUUCACCACGACCCACAUCACCGACAACUUAUCCAAGUCCACCUUAUCCAGGACUUGGUGCAUUGUCACCAAAUUACUCGCGAGAUGCAUCACCUGCUUAUCCCACAAGUCCUUAUUAUCUUCCACAGAGUCCACAAAGUGCUCAAUUUUACCCAACAAGUCCCGAACCCACCAAGCAACAUGUCAAACGAGAGAAAAGUCUUGAUCUUCUGGCUAUUCUUCAAGAGUCUAGACUCUUAGCAGAGAGUCUUGGUUAUAAAGAGGAUUCUACAGACUGCACAGUUCCUUCUACACCUCCCAGGACAGAAGAAGAUAUUUAUAACAGUUUAGAUACAGAUUUUUUCCCGAAAAAGGACUCCAAUCCCCUUUUAAAAGAAAUUCUCUUUAAAGAAGAGCCUCGAUCCACAUCCUCCAUUUUCGUUUCGUCAUCAUCACCAGCGUCAAUAACAUCAUCUUCAUCAUCAAUGUCCAUAUCUUCGCCAGCUUCGGUUUCAUCAUCAGCCUCAAUCUCUUCUUCUGCAUCAACUAUUUCCUCCUCAGCUUCCUCUCCAGCAUACGCUGAAUUGGAACGAUCUCCACUUCGUGAAUUGCUUUACAAGGGGAGUCCAAAGAAUCUACCCGACGAAACCACGACUAUUUUGAAAGUGGAAAAAUUCCCGGAAGAUCUUCUUUUGGACAAAAUGAUAAAUCCCCUGGCAAAGGAAGAAGAAUUAUUCAAAGACGGAAGAAAAAGUGACCAUCAACUUUUACGAGAAGUUCUAAGGGACACGAGCUUUCAAAGAAAAUAUAAUCUUCGACCCGUUGAUCUUGGAACUGUUGGUACUGGAUUUGUUGAAGAUAUGGAAACUGGUGAAUGCGUUGGUGAUCUUACCCGGGAGCAAAUUGAACCUGUUCUCAGUCUUGCUAUACAACAGUUGCAAAAGGAUUUUGAUAAUACAUGCGUUGCCCUCGGCAUCCAUCCUGAACCUUGCCGCUGGAGUGCGGCCGACGUAGCAGCUUGGGUGCAGUGGGCUAGAAGGCAAUUGCAGUUACCCUCUGUGCCUCUGGAAAGUUUCAAUGUUGAUGGUGCUACUCUCACUUCCCUCACUGAAGAGGAAUUUUGCCGGAGAGCUCCACAGUGCGGAAGCGUGCUCUAUGCUCAACUGGAAAUCUGGAAAACAGCAGUCGAGGAAUCACCAAGAAAUACCUUGGCCGCUUCGUGGAGUCCGGCAGGAGUUGUUCAAGCGCCAGGAAGUGCAAAUGGAGGUACAACUUCUUCCGCAUCAAGUACUGGUCCAGCCAGUGUCAAAGGAUCCUGUUCCUUGGAUUAUUCUGACGAUGAAGAUGAGGAUUCCGGAUCGAUUCAAGCAUCAUCCGGUGGAAAAAUGCGAAAUGGCGGCUCACACAUACAUCUUUGGCAAUUUCUCAAAGAACUGCUCCAGAGUCCCGGAGUGCAUGGUUCAUGUAUUCGUUGGCUCGAUCGCAACAAGGGUGUCUUUAAGAUUGAAGAUUCCGUUCGCGUUGCAAGGCUCUGGGGUAAACGAAAGAAUCGUCCUGCAAUGAAUUAUGACAAAUUGAGUCGCAGCAUUCGACAAUACUACAAGAAAGGUAUCAUGAAGAAGACAGAACGCAGCCAGAGGUUAGUCUACCAGUUCUGUCAUCCCUAUUGUCUUUAAUAUAUCUCCAAAAAAUAAACAUCGAGAACUAGCCAUUUCAUAUCAAAUUUGAAUCAUGUCUCGAACAUUUUAUCUUGAAUUAGGAUUUGAGCUUCUUGAGUCACAAUUUAAAAUUGAUUUUGAAAUCAGAGGCAAGUUUUUGAUUCUUUCAUUGCCGGGGAUAGACUUCUUUAUAUAUUUCUCCUCGAUGCAAAUCAAGUUCCCACAUAAAUCCAAAGGAAGCUGUCUUCUUCAUCUCAAAGAUCGUCUUCGUCUAAUUUCAUUUCUCGAUCUCGAUUCGAUCUCGCGUCGAAUCUUUAAAUGGUCAAAGAUCAAACGAUACUACAAGCGUAUAUCCAAUAAAAUUCAUCCAAUUGGCGAUCUCGAAUCUAGAUUGAGAAUCAAGAGCUAAAUCUAGGCUUCCGAGUCUUUUCGCAAUGUGGAAAGAAUUCAAGCAAAAUAAUUGUAUGUCUGCGUUUAACGAGUGUCUCUAUAUUUACGAAUUGUUAUCUUUUUGUACAAAUAAUGGGAAAAAGGAAAAUUUCGCAGUAUGUAUGUCGUGAGUGAAUUGAUAAUUUCGAAAAAAAUAAAGUGUUGUUUUUUGUAAUGCGGAGGUCGCCAAAAAGAAUCCGCCGAGUUUGCAUUAUUUUCGAGAAUAAUGUCAAACGACGGUCGGGUACCAACGUGUACGCCCGGUUUGGGCGCUUAAUUAACGCAAUCUCGUUCUUCAUUCCUUAUCGAUUUUUACGAUCGAUCCAGGCUGCUUAUAUUGCUAAAAAGCACAACCUUGGCUUUUCUCAAGUUUCUAGAGGGUAAGUUGUUGUUAAUAACGCGCGAGAGCUCUAUAAAAAAAGCAAAGAUACACCACACGCUGAACAACUUUCGUAAGAUCGAAUCAGGAGGUACGUCCUGUGAAGAUUUUAGAAAAAAAAUACAUUCAGCUCAUGACUAAUCAUUAACAUCCAAAAUAUAGAGUCUCUUCUUGCGUUUGCUUGCUGGUUUCAUUCGCGGAACAUUCUGGCCCACUCUUCUAUGAUCUUAGCGCGCGGAACUAUUCGCUGCUGCUUGAUCAACACUUCUGAUCUCCAAAGUCUCUCCUUUUUUCAAAUCAAUAAAUAAAUUUUCAUUUACUUUCUUUAUUUUUAGAGCUUUAAAUCAAAUCUCAUUAAAUUAAUACUAUAAAAAAUCUUAUUUUAAGAAGAGUCUGAAAUUCAGUACUCUUAAUUAGUAGAGAAAAUUUUUUUGCAUAAAUCUAUUAGACUGCCUAAUAAAUUAACUAUCUUAAAUUAAUUUUUUUUACCCUCUCUCCGCGUUAAAAUACAAUUUUUAUUUUACUGCGAAUGAAUAACAUAACUUCUAAAAAUUUUAAUUAAGUAAAUUGAAGUAAUCAUAUAGUGUAGAGUAAUAAUUUUAAAUGGUAUUUCGAAGUAUAAUACUUUUCUCUAAAAGUUCAAAGAAGUAAAAUUAAAUUACUUAUAUAUUUUCAAAAAUGAUUUUUAUUUAUCUUUUUUAUAACAAAAUUUGAAAUUUUUAAGUUCCAAAAAAUGUAUUGAAAUAUUACAGAAAAAAGGUGUUUAUAAAAUGGGUGAGACAUUAAAUAAUAAAUUUAAAGAAAAGCAGUAAAAAUUUUACGCGUAUUUGAUGACAUUAAUGAUCUAUAAAACCUGACUUUGUGGCAAUGAAAUAAACGAUAUGCAAAUUAAUAUCAAAAAUUGUUUUCACAUUUAAAUCUUUGAUUAUUUUAAUAUUUUUCAUUAAAAUAAUAGUAUUAAUAAUAUUAUUGCAUUAUUAAUAAUAUUAUUAUUUGUCAUAUAUUAUUAAUAUCGAUUCUAUUAAAUAUUUAUUUUCAUAAAUUGCAAAAAUGAGAGAUUUUGGAAAAUUAAAUGUGUUAGGAGGAGAUAGAAUAUGCGAUUGAGACCGGUGAUAUUGGUCCCAUAUAUCUAUGAUAUAUUAAACAUUGUAUGUUCUAUGAACGAUUAGUAUUUAAGGAAUAUUUAAUUUCUUAGUUUUUCAGACUCACGUGAGUCAUUUCCAUUGUUAUAUGAUGCUAAAAAACCUAUUAUUAUAACUUUAUGAUUAAUACUGAAAUAUAUAUAUGAUGGAUUGUACGUCAUUUAAUCCAGGACUUAUGUUAUCAAAUUGUAAAUGUCAUACAGAAAUCUAAAAUUUAAACCCUUUCUAAAAUUUGGAAAUUACUGAAAAAAGCAAUAAUACUUAGUAUUUGAAGAUAUAUCUUAAGUUAGCGUAUAUUUCACUCCGAUCCCAUGAAUUUUUAUUUUUUCUCGGAUCACUUGACGUUAGAUCCCCGAUUUAUAUUUAUAUCGUCAAUAUAAUAUUUGCAAUAGAGGUGCUUUACUUUCGUAUCUUUCAAUUAUUUAAAUAAGA